Molecule: messenger RNA, 1141 nt
Organism: Setaria italica (foxtail millet)
Lineage: Eukaryota; Viridiplantae; Streptophyta; Magnoliopsida; Poales; Poaceae
Product: wall-associated receptor kinase 3-like
Exons: 1
Coding region: 89-1141 (350 amino acids)
Biological process (GO): cell surface receptor signaling pathway; protein phosphorylation
Cellular component (GO): plasma membrane
Molecular function (GO): ATP binding; protein serine/threonine kinase activity
Source: RefSeq, a predicted model, not a curated record
AGGCGUUGGAAGUGGUGCGUUGCUUCCAUUCCUAGUCGUUGGAACCACAUUUAUAAUCCGUAAAACCAAGACACGAAGGAAGAAAAAGAUGAGACAAAGGUUCUUCAAGCAAAACCGUGGGCAGCUGCUACAACAAUUGGUAUGUCAAAGCGGAAACAUAUCCGAGAAAAUGAUUGUCGUCACUUUGGAAGAACUAGAGAAAGCAACCAACAACUUUGACAGAACCCGUGAACUUGGUGGCGGAGCGCAUGGCACCGUGUACAAAGGAAUUUUGUCAAGUCUACAUGUCGUGGCAAUUAAGAAGUCAAAGAUAGUGAUACAGAGAGAAAUUGACGAGUUCAUAAACGAGGUUGCUAUCCUUUCUCAGAUAAACCAUAGAAAUAUCGUGAAACUUCAUGGAUGUUGCCUUGAGACAGAAGUUCCUCUCCUUGUUUAUGAGUUCAUUUCCAAUGGCACCCUCUACGAUCAUCUUCAUGUCGAUGGUCCAACAUCACUGCCAUGGAAAGAUAGAUUGAGGAUUGCAGUUGAAGCUUCCAGGGCUCUUGCAUAUCUCCACUCGCUCGUUUCGAUGCCAAUAAUCCACAGGGAUAUCAAGUCUCCGAAUAUACUGCUAGAUUCUAAUUUAACCGUGAAGUUAUCAGACUUUGGAGCUUCAAGGUACAUUCCGAUCGAUCAAACCGGGGUGGAUACAACUGUGCAGGGGACAUUUGGAUACUUGGAUCCUAUGUACUAUAGUACAGGACACCUUACCGACAAGAGCGACGUCUACAGUUUCGGCGUGAUUCUCAUGGAGUUGCUAAGCAGGAAGAAGCCAAUUUCUUACAGAUCACCUGAGGGCGAUGAUCUUGUAAACCAUUUUUCCACUUUAGUGUCAGAAGGCAAGUUGGCUCACAUAUUGGAUCCACAGGUUCAGAAGGAGGGGGGCGGGGAAGUUGUCGAUGUCUCUCUGUUAGCGGCAAUGUGUGUCAAGUUUGUAAGCAAGGACCGGCCGACGAUGAGGCAGGUGGAAAUGACGCUGGAAAGCAUUUACGCAGCAAAGGAGUACGAUUCCAGUGACAUGACAGACGAAUCAGAGGAGAAUUUUAUAUCGGAGGGAAUGAUACGUCAGUUAAUAUUGGAGGGAGAAUCGAGGAUGCUAUAA